Messenger RNA from Phragmites australis (common reed), 747 nucleotides. Its product is annotated as disease resistance protein Pik-2-like. Lineage: Eukaryota; Viridiplantae; Streptophyta; Magnoliopsida; Poales; Poaceae. The record is from RefSeq and is a predicted model, not a curated record. Gene Ontology annotation, molecular function: ADP binding. Bases 1 to 747 code for a protein of 248 amino acids. The transcript is spliced from 2 exons.
AUGGAGAAAUUCAUGGUCAGUGCUGCCACUAGGGUGAUGAACUCCCUUCUGAGCAAGCUCGCGGCCCUGCUCGAGAAGGAAUACAAGCUACUGAAAGGUGUGAAGCGUGACAUAAUCUUCUUAAAAGAUGAGCUGACUAGCUUGAACUUGCUCCUGCUCAAGCUGGCAGACAUUGAAGAUUUGGAUGUGCAGGAUUGCAUUGACAUUUUCAUGCAUAGUGAUCGCCCCAAAGCCAGCCUUGUUCGCAAGACCGCAGACAAGACAAGGAAGUUAUGGCUGCGGCAUGAGAUCGGCAAACAGAUUCAGGAACUCAUAACCCGUGUCAUGGAGGAGAGCGCGCGGCGUUAUAGAUACAGGUUGGAUGACUCAACCUCGAGGCCUAGAGAAGUGGAAACUGACCACCCGCUGACGGCACUCUUUGUGGAGGCAAACAAGUUUGAGGGCAUUGACAGCCCAAUGGGGCAAAUGGAGCAGUGGCUGACAGGAAAAGGGAAAUCAAAUCAAGAGCUCAAAGUGGUAUCAAUAGUUGGUUUUGGAGGUUCCGGCAAAACUACUCUUGCACUCCAAGCGUACAAUAAACUCAGGGACAAUUUUGCUUGCGCAGCUUUUAUAUCCGUCUCGAGAAAUCCUAGGAUCCAAAAGGAUUUAAUGGACAUACUUAAAGAUGUGGGAGCCCACAUCAACACAACAGAUGACGAGGGGCGACUCGUCAACAAACUCAGAGGAUAUCUCACAAAAAAGAGGUAA